AUAAUAUUGCAAUAUGUACUUUAAUUACAAAUUGUAACUGUCAAUGUUAAUUAAUUAUAAUUGCUACAAAACAUUAAUAUUUAAUUAAAAGUCAAUAAAAUUAACACUCAAAGUCGUAUCGGAUAAAAAUCAUCUAAAUAAUGUGAAAAUUGCAAUAACCAGUAACUGUGUAACCAUGAAUUCUCGCAUACCAAAUAUUUUACGGAUACAUAUGAGAAUUUUCAGAAUUGUUGGUUUUUGUGGACUCUCAAUGAAUGAUGAUUUUAAGCGUAAAAUAAAUGUAGAACGUUGGCUAACAUUGUGGUCUUUUAUGCUGUUGAUUAUUUUCAAUAUAGUGACUCUUGUAACGUUUCUCGGUGAUGAUGAUUAUCUUUUUACCAAUGAUCUAUUUGGCUAUUUUAAUGAUAUUCUAAAAGUGGUAUUCGCCGAUAUAGCUGUAACAAUAGCAUAUUUGGAAGCGAUCUUUAAACGUGAACAUUAUCAUAAAUUUUGGUUAAUUUAUGAUCGUUUACAAACAGAGUUAGAAAGUAAGGGGAAAUCUUUAUAUCUUAAAGACUUGUGGAAAAAUCGACGCUUUUUGGUUAUUUUCUAUACGAUAAUUAUUAUGGAAACUGUGGCUAUAAUUUGGUUUGUCAACUUCCAAACAACGACACGUCAUGUGUUAUUGUUUUGUAUAAUUUUCACACCCUUUACCUAUGCUGUACAUUUACGUAAUAUGCAAUUUAUAUUCUAUAUCGAAAUAAUACGUUUGGAAUUGGUGAAAUUGCAGGAGGAUUUAAAUUUAUUGGUCGAUUAUUCUCGUUUUAUGGCCUACGGUUGUACCUUUAGGGGAUUCGAAGAGUUUUUGCGUAAAAAAUUACUAGACAAGCAAAAAACAUAUCAAAUGAUUUUUGAAAUGUUUGAACAUUUUCAAAAUGGUUUUGGUUUUUCCAUAAUUGCAGUGAUAUUAAUGAUAUAUGUUCAUGUUUUAGUGGAUGCAUAUUUUGCUUACUAUGCAAUCUAUAGUCAUUUUGAUACAACUGAAAUAAUUUUGUUUAUACCGGCCUGUUUUCAAAUUCUUUUUUUAAUAACUUCAAAAAAUUGUAUGGAUGUGGUUAAACUUAUCACUUUUAAUUUACACAGUAUUGUAAGUCAGUUUGAAAAUCAUAGUAGUAUUGUUAGUACUCAGUUGCAAAAUUUCUCUUUGCAAAUUCUUCAUCAACGCAUCUGUAUCAAUGGUAUUGGUAUUACUCGCAUGGAUGGCUAUAUGUUGACCAGGGCCAUUGGCUCGAUAACCACUUAUAUGAUUUUCUUUAUACAAUUUAUGCCCAAAUUUACCAACUUUCAAGAUGACAAGAAAAAUUAAAACUAAAAUUUUUAUAUGUAUAUGUAUGUGUAUGUGUGUUUUUUCUUCAUUCUUUUAUUAAUUAUUAAUUAAGCUCAUCUA
Lucilia cuprina (Australian sheep blowfly) is the source of this 1426-nucleotide messenger RNA. RefSeq names its product gustatory receptor 8a-like. Gene Ontology annotation, cellular component: membrane; axon; neuronal cell body. Gene Ontology annotation, biological process: sensory perception of taste. Lineage: Eukaryota; Metazoa; Arthropoda; Insecta; Diptera; Calliphoridae. The record is from RefSeq and is a predicted model, not a curated record.